AUGUUCAGAUCCGCUAUAUUACGUCGGAUUCUUCUGGCACCACCCGCCGUCCGAACCUCGCUCCUCCCAAUUGCUUCACGAACCUCUUUCAACUCAAUUUCUGCUCGACAAUACGCUUCUGUCCCGAACGUUGCCCAGACUUCCUUCUGGCUCAGUCUGAUCCCUAAACCACUGCGCAAAUCUUCUCCCAGGGCAGCGCUGAAGAAGAAAGCCAAGUCGAAAGAAUGGAAUCCAGCCACGUUUUUCAUCAUAAUUUUCCUGCUGAUAGGAUCAAUGUCUAUUCAGAUGAUAGCACUGAAAAAUGAAUCUGCCGCCUUCACCAGAAGGGCAGAUGCGAAAAUUGGCUUGCUGAAAGAGAUCAUUGAGAGAAUCCAAAACGGCGAGGAGGUCGACGUCGAGGGAUUAUUGGGCUCUGGAGACAAGGAGAUGGAGAAAGAGUGGGAAGAAGUGCUACAGGACAUUGAGAGGGAGGACCAAGAAUGGCAGCAAUCACGGAGAACGAAGCCAAAACACGGCCGAAAUCUUGAAUCGACGGACAACACACCAAUAACACAAACACCCGAAGCAAAGGAUAUACCUAAAGCCCCAGAAGCCAAAGGAGAUUCGACAAGGAAAGCUCCCGUAGGAUUCUACUAA
Molecule: messenger RNA, 636 nt
Organism: Mollisia scopiformis
Lineage: Eukaryota; Fungi; Ascomycota; Leotiomycetes; Helotiales; Mollisiaceae
Exons: 2
Coding region: 1-636 (211 amino acids)
Source: RefSeq, a predicted model, not a curated record